AUGGACACAUCGCCAACCAAGAGCCAGCCGCCGCCGGGGCCAUCGCACCGGCGCACCCCGAGCGGCUCAAGCGGCUCGAGCGUGCUCUCGCGCAUGCCGUUCCCACGCCUUGGCUCCGGUCCCGAUCACGGCUUGCCGCGGCAGGAUGGCGACUACGAAGCCGGCCACGAUGCCGACCAGGCGAUGCAGAAUCUAGACUACGGCGGUGCGGCACAGCAUCAGCCCCUACGACACCAUUCCUACCAGAUGCCAAUUCAGUCGGGCUCGCAUACAACCUCCCUCGAGGAGCAGCAGCAGCAGCAACAGCAGCAGGACUCAGGAAAGACACGGCGACGACGCGGCUCGCUGCGAAAGGUAGCGCUUCUUGGACGCGGUGGCAAUACCCAGCCCGAACGACGAGCGCCACCCCUAAAGCCUGUACCUUCGAGCGCCGUGUCGGCAGCGACGGCGGCGGCCUCGUCAAAGACGGCCUCUUCGGUACCGUCUCCCAGUUCAGGGGCUACCGACGGCAGCAGUGUUAGUGGUGGCAGCAGCGGUUAUGGCAUUGUCGGAGGGCCUGUCGGAGGUGGCAACAGUGUGGGCGGCGGCGCAAAUCUCAGCGGCAGCAGUGGGCUGGGCAUCUCAGACAUCACGCCUCGACCGUCGAUGGAGGGCUAUGCGAGCCGAGCCGCAUCAGCGGCCGUGGCGGCCGCCCUGUUGAGCCCGACGCCCAAGUCGGCAAAGCAGACAUCCAAGCUCCUGCCACGGACCUCCAUCGACGGCAUCGAGGACCAUGGCACCCUUGGCUCGCCCUCCUCUGCCGUGUCUGGAGGAGGCAGCGUCCGGCGCCACGAUCGGCGGCGCAGCAGCAGCAGCACAAUCUCCUCACCGCUGACAAGCCGGCCGCCAAAAGUGCCACCCACCGUGCCGUCCGUUCCGUACUCGACGACCGACGAUGAAGAUGCCCUGCACAUGGCCCCUAAAAGUGGCCCUACGAGCAGCGGCGGCAGCAACACCACCAACACUGGCUUUUCGGCUACAAAUGUUUCAGGAGGCACCGGAGUGGGUGCGACAGCGGCCACCGCAGCAGCAGUCGCUGCAACCUCUAUACUACGGCGGGCGAGCGGCGAGGGCGGUAUGAAUGGCGACAAUCCUGCGUCGACAGGGCGUCUCCUAUUCCCAGCAACGCCCUCGUUCCAACGACGCCGCGGCGGGAGUGGCGCAGGGGCACAGCUGCUGCAACAGCAACCGGGACAGCAAACAGCAGGGCAGCAGCCGGUGCAGGCGCCGCUGCAGAAGCCAUCACUGCACCAACGGAAGCUCUCACAGUCGCAUCAGCAGCAACAACAACAGCAGCAGCAGCAGCAGCAGCAACUACAAUCACAGCAGCACCCGCAGCAGCCGCCACCGCUGUCACACCCCUCACAUUUACAAGAACAGCCGCCGGCACAACACCAUCAACACCAACACCAACUCCAACACCAACAGCAUCAUCAGCAGCAGUACACGCACAGCCUGCUGCAGCAGCCGUCGCCGCUGCACCACCAGCAGCUCGUCCAGCAACCGCCGCCGCCCAAGCAGCGCGCCAAGUCGCCUCUUGCUCUGACGGACCUGGCCAACACGACACUGCAGCAGCCGUCGUCGUCGUCGGCCGCGACCACUGCCGAGGUGGGUGUGGGCCCCGGCGUGGGCGUCGGAGUCGGGGUCGGGGUCGGUGUUGGUGUUGUCGGCGUCAACGUGGCCGUCAACGUGGGCGGCGACCCGGACUGGGACUAUGCCGAGACGGCCUGGUGGGGCUGGGUUAUGCUGAUUGUGACGUGGGUGGUCUUUGUGACGGGCAUGGGCUCGUGCCUGGGCGUGUGGAGUUGGGCCUGGGACGUGGGCAAGACGCCGUAUGCGCCGCCGGAGCUCGAGGACGACCCGACGCUGCCGAUUGUAGGCUACUACCCGGCGCUGCUGAUUCUGACGUGCGUCAUGGCCUGGGUGUGGGUGGUGGUGGCCUGGAUUGGCAUGAAGUACUUCCGACACGCCAAGAUCAGCGGUGACUGA
Sporothrix brasiliensis 5110 is the source of this 2028-nucleotide messenger RNA. RefSeq lists its product as uncharacterized. The transcript has a single exon. Lineage: Eukaryota; Fungi; Ascomycota; Sordariomycetes; Ophiostomatales; Ophiostomataceae. The record is from RefSeq and is a predicted model, not a curated record. The coding region runs from base 1 to 2028 and encodes 675 amino acids.